UCAUGCAGCUCUCACUACUGUAGUGUGUCCGCUUCACUGCGCCGCUACAGGGUUGUGCUUGUGGUGGAUUACCGGGUGAGGAUGUGGCAACCCUCAGUUCUGCAGGAGGAUGUGUUGAGUAUGGAGGAGAAUCAGAUGAGUCUCACGGCGCGCUGAUUCACUCACACAGUGAUGUGUGGACGUGUGAAGGACAGCAGGUGCUGCGUUUGAGGCUCCUUUAAUAAGCAGGUGCUGCGUUUGAGGCUCCUUUUAUAUCGCUCCACUUCUCCAUCACGACAUCCUUCCUUUCUGUUCUGCAUCUGUCCCUUUUUCCCAUUCGUUCAUCCCUACACCAUUCCGUCUAAACGCACAGCAUCAGGAUGCCGCCACCAUCAGACAUUGUGAAAGUGGCCAUCGAGUGGCCAGGAGCUAACGCACAGCUCAUGGAGAUCGACCAGAAAAAGCCGCUUUCCUCCAUUAUAAGAGAAGUGUGUGAUGGAUGGUCUCUAUCUGGUUCAGAGCAGUUUGCGUUACGCUAUGCUGAUGGAGCUCAGCUUUAUAUCACCGAACAGAGCCGUGGAGACAUUAAGAACGGCACCAUCCUGAGAUUAGGCAUCUCUCCGACCCGAGCGGCUCGUCAGCUUCUUGACAGGAUUCAGUCUCUAAGCAUCGACGCACGUCUGGAGGCCCUGAAGGAACUGGCCAAGCUCUCCGCCGACCCCACCUUCGCCACCGAGUUCAUUAACAUUGAGGGAAUUAACACACUGGCUCGACUGGUGGAGAGCGGCACACAUUUUGGUGAGAUGUUAGCCUUCACACUCACUGCAUUUCUGGAGCUGAUGGAUCACGGCAUUGUUUCCUGGGAUAUGAUAUCGCUGUCCUUUAUUAAACAGAUCGCAGGUCAUGUGACCCAGCCCCUGGUGGACGUGUCCAUCCUGCAGCGUUCUCUGGCUGUGUUGGAGAGCAUGGUGCUGAACAGCUGCACACUUUACCACCGCAUCGCUCAGGAGAUCCCCAUCACACAGCUCAUCACACACCUGCAAGUGUCCAAUCAGGAGAUCCAGACAUACGCCAUCGCCCUGAUCAACGCUCUGUUCCUCAAAGCACCUGAGGAUAGACGUCAGGAAAUGGCCAGCACAUUGGUACAGAAGCAUUUGCGCUCCAUCAUCCUCAAUCACGUCAUUCGAGGGAAUCGACCGAUUAAAGCUGAAAUGGCACACCAGCUGUAUGUGCUGCAGGUUUUGACCUUUAACCUUUUGGAGGAGAGAAUGAUGACCAAAAUGGACCCGAAUGAUCAGGCUCAAAGAGAUGCCCUGUUUGAGUUGCGCAGGUUGGCGUUUGAUGGUGAGAACGACCCAACGGGAACUGAGAAGAGAAAAGCUCUUUACACUAAAGACUACAAACUGCUUGGCUUUACUAAUGGUGUAAACCCUGCUCUGGAUUUCACUCAGACUCCUCCAGGACUUCUGGCCCUUGAUAACAUGCUCUAUCUCGCUAAAGUUCACCCUGAUACCUACACACGGAUUGUUUUAGAGAAUAGCAGUCGUGAGGAUAAACACGAGUGUCCAUUUGGUCGUUGUGUGAUUGAGCUGACGAGAAUGUUGUGUGAAAUACUGCAGGUUGGAGAACUACCAAACGAGGGGUGUAAUGAUUAUCACCCGAUGUUUUUUACCCAUGAUCGAGCAUGGGAGGAGUUUUUCUGCGUCUGCAUCCAGCUACUUAAUAAAACCUGGAAGGAGAUGAGAGCCACAACUGAGGACUUUAACAAGGUGAUGCAGGUGGUCCGUGAGCAGAUUGUGCGUGUGUUAGCGAUGAAGCCGCUGACUCUGGAUCAGUUGAAGGUAAAACUGUACAGUUUGAGUUACUCAGAGAUCCUGAGACUGAGACACACUGAGAGGGUGAACCAGGAUGACUUCCACUCUGCUCCUAUCAUUGAGCUGCGUGAGAGAAUUCAGCCGGAGAUCUUAGAGCUGAUUAAGCAGCAGAGACUGAACCGGCUGUGUGAGGGGAGCUGCUUCAGGAAACUCGCACACCGACGCAGACAAGAGAAGAUUUGGUUUUGUCGUUUAUCUUUGAACCAUAAAGUUCUACACUACGGAGAUCUGGACGAGUCUCCUCAGGGUGAAGUGCCUUUUGAAAUGCUGACUGAUAAAAUUCCAGUGUGUGAUAUUAAAUCAGUGGUGACGGGAAAAGACUGUCCACACAUGAAGGAGAAAAGUGCACUCAAACAGAACAAGGAUGUUUUAGAGUUAGCUUUCUCCAUUCUCUAUGAUCCUGAUGAAACCCUGAACUUUGUGGCUCCAAGUAAAUAUGAGUACUGUAUUUGGAUGGAUGGUCUCAGCGUGUUAAUGGGGAAGGAGAUGUGCAGUGAUUUGACCCGUAGUGACCUCGACACUCUCAUUAGCAUGGAGAUGAAGCUCCGCCUCUUGGACCUGGAGAACAUUAGCAUACCAGAGGCUCCACCACCAAUUCCCAAAGAGCCCAGCAGCUACAACUUCAGCUACAACUACGGCUGAGUGUGUGUGUGUGUGUGUGUGUAUGUGUAUGUGUGUGUGUGUAUGUGUGUGUGUGUAUAUGUGUGUGUGUGUGUGUGUGUAUAUGUGUGUGUGUGU
Molecule: messenger RNA, 2591 nt
Organism: Tachysurus fulvidraco (yellow catfish)
Lineage: Eukaryota; Metazoa; Chordata; Actinopteri; Siluriformes; Bagridae
Gene: elmo2
Product: engulfment and cell motility 2
Exons: 22
Coding region: 360-2495 (711 amino acids)
Biological process (GO): cell motility; actin filament organization
Source: RefSeq, a predicted model, not a curated record